Molecule: messenger RNA, 2550 nt
Organism: Knipowitschia caucasica
Lineage: Eukaryota; Metazoa; Chordata; Actinopteri; Gobiiformes; Gobiidae
Source: the annotation of a GenBank genome assembly
AUGGGACUCAGUAACUGUGUUCUCUUCUCUACCCACAGCUCUUACCGCCUGGAUAAAAUCAACAGUGACAUGCGUAACUACAUCACCAAUUUUGCUGCAGACUUAAGUCAGAAUUACCAUCACUUGCAAACCAGAGACAUGCAUCCGAGCAUCGGCCUGGACCCUUCAACCAAUUACAACUCUCCCAAGUUUCGCUCCAGGAACCAGAGCUACAUGCGAGCGGUCAGCACGCUCAGCCAGGCCAGUUGUGUCAGCCAAGUGAGUGAGACCGAGGUCAACGGACAGUUUGAAUCCGUCUGUGAGUCAGUGUUUAGUGAAGUGGAGGCUCAGGCCAUGGAGGCCCUGGACCUGCCCGGCUGCUUCCGAACGCGCAGCCACAGCUACCUGAGGGCAAUCCAGGCCGGGUACUCCCAGGACGAUGACUGUAUCCCGCCCAUAACCUCCACUCUCACCUCCACCAUCCGGUCCACCACAGACAGAAAUUAUAUGCAGGAAGAGUCUUGUUUACCCGACCGGCCCAGUGUUCAUGAGAAGUUACCAGACACUACUCCUUUGGCUCAUGACGAUAUAGGCUGUCCCAUCAGGAGAGACAUCCCAUCACGUGUUUACCCACCAGAUACCAUGGGAGCCACAGCCAAACCUGUGUCUGGACCUCCUGUGUCUCCCAGUCUCUUCAGGUCACCAAGGUCCAAUUCCCCAGAGCGCUCUCCUAAAGCCAUCCAGGCCAGUAUCAAAGAAUCUGCCACCCUGGCUGCUGCCAUCAGUAUGCAGUGGAAGGAAGAGGUGUCCGCCAUGAGGCGAGAGUUGGCUGAUCUCCGGCAGGACCUUUGUAAAGAGUUGCGAGCUUUUAACAAUAACUUCAACACGUUCACCCAGCACUACAACACAUGGUCGCCUCAGAUUGGUCACAUGACUGUGAGAGUGGGACCAGGUUUGGGUGGAGGGUUGGUGGGUGAACAGGGCUUAGAAACUGCAACAAAAGCAAAAACAGGCGUAGAGUCAGCUGAAAAAUCUAAACCAUCUAAAAUAGACAGAGCCACUUUGGGGGCAAGGGAAAAGAAACCUGAAGUAUCUAAAGUAUCAGUGGGCACCCAGGCUCGGAGCAAAAUCCUGGUUCGGCAGAGCACUGCCGAUGCUGCGGUUAACUGUCCUGAUGAGAAAGAUGAAAAGAAAUCAGGCCGGAAAGCCAUCACCUACACACCCAGCUACAAGAAGGACCCCCCUCCUGUUCCGCCACGCAACACCUCCAAACCCCUCAUCUCCAUCACGGCUCAGAGCAGCACCGAAUCCACCCAGGACGCCUACCACGAGGGCCGCCACCGCACCUCCAUGUGGACCCCCGAUGGCCUCACCCUGGGCCUGAGUCCUGGCAGACCACUUUACAACUCCACGGACAGCCUGGACAGCACAAAGGCCGUCACGUUAGCUAUGGAGGCGGCCAAGGCCAUGGCGGGGAAAAGGCACCCAUCCACAGACAGCCAUAGCUCGGUGCUCACGUGCGACAAAGCCAUCCUGGUGUCCAAGGCAGAGGAGUACCUGAAGACGCCUCGCUCCUCGAUUGGAAUACAGGUGGAGGCGGCUACAGACUCGGAAUCAGAAAGUAAAGGCUUGCGGGAGUACCAUUCGGUCGGUACUCAAGUGGAGGACGACAAGAAAAGUCAGGGCCGGUUCAAGCGCUCCAACAGUGUAACCACCGCAGUCCAAGCAGACCUGGAGGUGGAGGGCUUUCCCAUCAUGGAGGACAAGGGGCUGCAGUUCGGAGGGGGCUUCCAGCGGCACUCUGAGCCCAGCACGCCCACUCAGUACGGGGCCGUGCGCACCGUUCGCACCCAGGGCCUCUUCAGCUACCGGGACGACUACCGUACCCCCACGGAGCCCUCCAGCCCCAGGGAGAGCAGCAGUGAGGCCACCUGGCAGCUGGAACCCCCCUCCUCACGGGACAGCACCUCCUCCCCCGUGGAGUCAGGCCGGGUCUCCCCCUCCCUGAGGAGAGACGGCACCUGGUUCAUGCAGCUGCUGCACAACGAGACCAAGAGGAUGGAGGGAUGGUGCAAAGAGAUGGAAGCAGAGGCCGAGGAGAACGAUCUGACGGAGGAGACCCUGGGCAAGAUCCGGAGUGCUGUGGGGAGCGCUCAACUGCUCAUGUCUCAGAAAUUCCAGCAGUUUUAUUGGCUGUGUCAGCAAAAUCUGGACCCCAGUGCCAUGCCCCGGCCCACCUCCCAGGACCUGGCCGGCUUCUGGGACCUGCUGCAGCUCUCCAUCGACGACGUCACCAUGAAGUUUGAUCAACUGCAGGAGAUCAAGAACAACAACUGGAGGCCUUUGGAAAGCCCUGAGAAAAAGCUGCCAGCCUCUGUACCAAAGAAAAUGGUGCGUCAGCGAAGUGGCAUUGUGCGAGAGAAGUCCCUGGACCUGCCCGACCGACACCGGCAAGAGGCCCGGCGGAGGCUCAUGGCGGCGAAGAGAGCGGCCUCCUUUAGACAGAACUCUGCUUCAGAACGGGCGGACAGCAUCGAAAUCUAUAUCCCCGAGGCUCAGACAAGACUUUGA